Molecule: messenger RNA, 1376 nt
Organism: Brienomyrus brachyistius
Lineage: Eukaryota; Metazoa; Chordata; Actinopteri; Osteoglossiformes; Mormyridae
Product: NACHT, LRR and PYD domains-containing protein 1-like
Exons: 6
Coding region: 243-1040 (265 amino acids)
Source: RefSeq, a predicted model, not a curated record
CACUAUGGGCUAGGGCGCAGUUUGGAGUGUUUUACGGAAGCAUUCAGAGACGGGCUCUGUGUCUGUGACUGGAACGCUCUCGUGGUGAACAGCGAGUGUUGUGUAGCCUCUUAAUCAAUCAGUGAUAUAUAAUUGAGCCCUGUUUGACCUGGUAUUGCCUAUUUUAAUAUCCUAUAUGGUGAUUUUGUUCGGUUAUUCCCCGUAUGAACAGAUGAAUUACUUCUUCCAGACUGUGCAGUAAUAUGCAAGACACAGCAAAAUUCAUGGAGAGUGAGAAGCCUUCAUCUCUGAAACAUUGUAGAGCUUCCACGUCUGUCACUGUCGCCUGGAAUUGGAUUCCGGAGCUGGGGUCAAACAAUGAGCACUUAUUUACACCAGAUGUGGAGGAAACAACUAACAAGACAGAAUACAGGUUCCAGGCGAAACAUCCUGGAAGGUUCUUCUGCUGCGUCACAGGCUUGGUGUUUGUGAUGGAGUUCAGCGGGGUGGUGAUCUACAGCUUCUGCUCCUGGGAAAAAGCCCCCAAGACCCCCGGCAGCUGGAGUCCAGCAGGGCCCCUUUUUGGCGUCGAGUGUCCCCAAGGGACCCUGAAGGAGCUGCACCUCCCUCACUGUGAGAUGUCAUGUGCAGAUGGUAACCUGGCUGUAGCACAUGUAACCGAAGACAAUGUGGAGAUUCUGCAGCCACUGGAGGUGACAGACACACAUGUGGUCAUCAGUCUCACCAGCCUCUCUCUUUUUGGUGUCAUAAAGAGGAAAUUAUUCCCCAAGGUCCGAGGGCAUGUGCUACUACUGCUCCGGCCCAUAGAUAAAGUCUUGAAUGUGUUCUUGCUGCCCCUGAAUGUGCCUCCUGACCAGGUGCACAAGCAGGAGCAACAGAGACAAAACAUUUUCAUUCCUACCAGCUCUAAGUGCAAACUCAUUCAUAAUGAGCGAUACAGGAUUUCCUGUGACCACGAGGCUAUAAGGGGGAUCCAGCCAGAGGUGACGACCCAAACCACGACCAACGAACACAUAUUAAUAUAUCCAAUGUCCAGCUGACAUACAGUACCACUCUAAAGUUUGAGUGCACCAGCUUGAAUCCAUAGUUAUCUGUGCUUUAAACUGUAUAGCCUUGUUUAUUAACAGGGAUUCAGGUCUGCUUUUAUGGGCAUGUGUGUCACAAUUGGGUCCAACUUCCAUGCAUUUGUAAGACAUAAGAGGGGUGAGUGCAUUUGCAGUUACUGUGAAUUAAAUGUUGCAAUUAAAGCCCACAGGGUGGCUCAUACCUCCCAGGUUGGGGGUGUGAAUCCCACCCCAGCUCUUUGUGAGGAACAGUUCCCACUUUUAACUGGGAUUCAGAACAUCACCAGCAAUUUCCCCUCUUCACCUCUAGAA